AGCUCGACCUAUUCUAAAGAUAAUGCAACAGGAACAGCAGUGAAUAAUCACUGAUAACCCGCUGGCCUGACUGCCAGUGUUCCUCCCUGCUCUGUGUGUGCGUGUAACGGAAUUUAAGGAUACGACCUACGAUUUCGAAGAACAGUUAUAGCAUCCCCUAUAAUAUAUGUACGGACUGUUGAAUUGAAUUAGUCAGAAGCAACAAUUACAAACAAAAUCCAGUCCUCGUACCACCGUUAUCCUUAUUUGGCGUGCGUGUGUGUGUGUGUGCGUGUGUGCGGUUCUCGUGUACGGGUGUGUGUUCGAAACGAAAUUAAGGCGAGGAGGGAAGACAACAAAACGGUUGGUUUGUGCCAUUCAACAACCUCUUUGUGGCAGUAUCGAUUUUCCGUUACAUCGUUAUACACACACAUUUGACCGACUUCGCAGCCAGCUAUUACGCACACGCCACCCCACCCUACCCCACACGCCCCAAGCCCCUCCUUAAGUUUAGCGCGGUGCGAGCAGGCGGGUUGAUGCGCGGCAGCAGCAAGCAGAGCCAGAGGCAGAGCUAAUCUGUUGGCUUAGUGUGAGCGAAUUUGUUGCAUCUUGGCGGCACUGGAGGCAUGUUUAUUUGGCACUUGUCAGUCGCCGGACGGACAAACCAUUUAGGAAUAAAGCAAUAACCACUGUAAAUAGCAUCAUCAGCAUCCACUGCAGGCACAUCAUCCACAACUUCCACAACAUUUACAACAUCCAGCGCACCUUGGGAACGGUAAUUUUCUGAGAGAAAGCUCAACAUCCAAGAUCCACAUCGACAUCGGGAUCCACCAGUAGAUGUUCACCAUGGUCCAGUUGAAGCAACUACAGCUCCCCUUCAGCCACGCAGCGUUAUUACUGAUGCUGGCGGCGCUGGUGGGCGUGGGCCAGGCGGGGUCCCAGAACACACCGCAACAGCAGGUGUGUCCGGAGCAGGGCGACAUCUCGCCCUGCAUCUGCACGGUGAAGAAGAACGGCCUGGACAUACUCUGCGAGACCACGGACUUGGCGCACAUCACCAAAUCGAUGGGCACACUCAAGGGCAAAAGUCCCAUCAUUUUCUACCUGAAGUUGCGCCACAACAACCUGCCCAAGCUGCAGGGAUUCGUUUUCCUGGCCCUGGACAUUCGCCACCUGACCAUACACAACAGCAGCCUGGCGACCAUCGAGGAGAAUGCUCUCAGUUCAUUGGGCACUGGACUCACACAGCUGGACGUAUCGCUGAACCAAAUGAAAACCGUGCCUUCGCAGGCACUGCAGCAUCUGUUCCACCUGUUGAUCUUGAACCUGAACCACAACAAAAUCACCGUGAUCCACAACAACGCCUUCGAGGGACUAGGAACACUGGAGAUUCUUACGCUCUAUGAGAACAAGAUCACCCAGAUAGACCCCGAGGCGUUCCGCGGUCUGGAAGGAAAAUUGAAGCGUUUGAAUCUGGGUGGUAAUGAUUUAAGCAGAGUUCCCCAAAAGUCCCUGUCUAUAUUGGACACGCUGAAGAAGCUGGAAAUACAGGAGAACAAGAUCCGCUCCAUCAUUGAGGGUGACUUUGAGGGCUUGGUAAACCUCGAUUCCUUGAUUCUGGCCCACAACAUGAUCACCACAGUGCCUGCAAAUGUCUUCAUACACCUUACCCAGCUAAAUUCUCUGGAAUUGGAGGGCAACAAGAUCAGCGUUAUCGAUAAGGAUGCGUUUAAGGGCUUGGAGGAGAACCUGCAGUAUCUGCGCCUAGGAGACAACCAGAUCCAUGCCAUUCCCAGCGAGGCCCUGCGCCCACUGCACCGUCUUCGCCAUUUGGAUUUGCGGAACAACAACAUUAAUGUCCUGGCCGAUGACGCCUUCACCGGAUUUGGCGACUCGCUCACGUUCCUCAACCUCCAAAAGAAUGACAUUAAGGUGCUGCCAAGUGUGCUGUUUGAGAACCUAAACUCGCUGGAGACCCUGAAUCUGCAGAACAACAAGCUGCAGCGCAUUCCCCAGGACAUCAUGGAACCGGUCAUUGAUACCCUACGCAUCAUCGAUAUCACGGAUAAUCCGCUGAACUGCUCCUGCGAAUUGACCUGGUUCCCCAAGCUGCUCGAGGACCUGAAGAACAAGGAUGACGAAAUGUCGCAGAAGAAGAAGCCGCUGUGCCACAUGUCGCUGGACAACCGCGAGUACUUUGUGCAGGCCAUGCCCACCGAAAAGAUGCACUGCGCCGGCCUCAAUGUGAGUCCCUCACCCACGAGCGGCGGUCUGAUGCGGAUACUGCAAGUGAACCUUCUGGCCCAAAUUGCCAUGUGUAGCGUGGCGUUUCUGAUUAGCGUUUAAUCGCUUCCGAUCUGAUCCGAUCUGAAGCGGGUCCCCAGUCUAGUUAGGUCCGGAGACCACUUUUCCAUGUGGAUUAUAGUGAAUCCGUGAAUUAUGCAACUCUGCCAAUUAUUAGACCCAAAAAGCACGCUUUUGAACCGUACCAUACUGUUCGCUCGGCCUGCAGCCUACCCACCACACCAGCAGCAAACAUCACCAGAUCAGCCAAUCCAGAGCGACUUGUCCAUUUCUGUGUCUGUUCCCCCCACCUCCACUCUGUUGAAUUGAUGCACCAACAGACAGACACCACAAUCCAGUCCACAGUUGCAACAUCAUCAGCAUCUACAACACGAGACACAUGCACAGUAGCUCGACAGCGACGCGCUCCCAGCUCGCUCUCCUGGAAAAGCCCGAGAGAAGGGCGUUAGAUGAUAGCAUCCCUUACAUAUCGAUACGGAUAAAGCUUAGACCUAAGACUUGAACUCAAACAUAUCAGAUUUUGUGACGCAGAAUCAGAAGCAGAAGAAUUGUUACGUUUAAGCAGCGACAGAAGCGUAUUGUGUACAUACUUACUCGUAUCUAUGAUAUUCCCAUAUGUGCACAGGUGCACUGGCACCUAUAUAUGUAUUUAUUAUGCGUAGUUUAUCGUCGUUUUGUCGUCGGUGUUGUGAGAUACAAUCAUUAUAAGCAAGUUUUCUUCGUUUCCUGACCUGUUCCCUUCCUGCACCCGCCCCAGCCACCAAAGCAGCUUACAAGCAAUCUAACCUAGUCGAAAUUGUCAAAUCUAUAUAUAUAUAAAGAUAUAUAUAAUUAUAUGCAUCGCAACCCAAUGCGGUUCCACUUUGGGCGCCGGUCAGGAAAAUAUGCAAAAAGGCAAGGCGAUCAGGCGAAAGGAAUAGAUAAAAACAAAUCAUUUGCAUCAAUCACCAAGAACUGAUUAUGGAAUAAGUAGUUUGUACUCUUUAUUUGUGAGAAACAUGGGGCAAGUACUGCAAAUUAUAACUGCAGUCGACACUCAACCCACUUCCAACUUCCAAAUCCCUACGUCCCCCAUCCUGUGUGCCCCCCAUAUGAUCCCUAUAUGCAUAUCGUUGUAUUGUUAUUAUCGUGACAUAUCAAGAGCUCCAAGUGCACGCACUGGAUGACUCGACACGCACCUAAAAUAUAGGCAUUUUAUAGAAUUUACUUACAAUUUUAAAACAUAUGAAAAGUUGAUAUUUACGCGAACGCAAUGGAACCGAACACACAAAGAACAUUAACAAAGUGUAUGCAAAGUGGAAUUUUUGAAAUGUUUUUAUACAUAUACCUACUUUUAGAUACACAUACAGACAUGCAUAUGAAUUCUGUCUAUUCGAACUAAGUUGUAAUCUCCAUUAGAAAUUAACAUUAUACCAUUAACAUUGACACUGACACUCACACUGAUAUUUUCUGGUUUCCGCCGGGUUAGCCAGCAGUUGGAACCGUACCAUACCCACUCCGCAUCGGCCAGUCCGAGGCUUCGGUCAGUAGCCACUCUCUGGUGGACGGCGGGGAAGUGGUGCUCCAGCGGCUCGCCAACCCGACAGGCUAUCCAGACAGAACGAGAACUCUGUCGAAAGGGAUCAGAAAUAUUUUCAAGAGAAUGCGCUAUACCACCAAAUCGGGUCAGUAUUUUUGGCAACAGCUGUUCUCUUCAAAAUAUUGUAGAACCCCAGCAGAGAGUGGGUAACGAAAGAUGCUUUCCAUAGGAGGAGCUAUGUCUUCUCAGCCGAAAUAAUAAAGAAUCCAUGAUGGUUACAAAUGAAA
Molecule: messenger RNA, 4089 nt
Organism: Drosophila persimilis
Lineage: Eukaryota; Metazoa; Arthropoda; Insecta; Diptera; Drosophilidae
Product: slit homolog 2 protein
Exons: 8
Coding region: 817-2325 (502 amino acids)
Molecular function (GO): protein binding
Source: RefSeq, a predicted model, not a curated record